UUUCGGGAGAAAGGAGAAGGAUUCAUGGCGGGCAAUGGGUUGAAGUGGGACGGAUUGCUCAAGUGGAGCCUCUCCCACGCCGAUGGGACUCGCGCUGCUCGGAUAUUGAGAUAUUGCGUCGGACCCUUUGCUUACGGUCAAUGAGGAGGAUAGGAAAUGGCUCGUGGAAGCGAUGCAAGCUGAUGAAGGAGGAUGUUCUGGAGCUGCAAGGGAUCGAGUCGCCGGAUGUAGUAGGUUGUAACUGUAAAUGUCAUCCAGUUUCAUAUUCUCAUUGGUGUAUUGAUUUCUUGCAACAUCUUUUUAACCCUAAAGAAAUGUUGGAUGAGCUUGGAGAGCAUGUUGAGUCUAUUGAUAUGACAAAUGACUUGCACUUAAUCGGCGGCUUAGUCCCUCUGCUUGGUUACCUGAAAACCUCUGAUGCUGGUAUUGGAGCAAAGGAUGCAGAUGUUGUAACUACCAUUGUUCAGAACAAUCCUCGAAGUCGGCAACUUGUAAUGGAACCUCUCCUGUCAAAUUUUACAUCACAUCCUGAUUUAACAGUUCACACAGAAGCUCUUGGUGUGAUAUCCUCUUUGAUUCAGAAUAACCAGGCAGGAAUUGCUGCAUUCGAUCUAGUGAAUGGUUAUGCGGUGCUCGGAGAUGCAUUGUGUUCAGAGAGAGUUAUGGAGGGUGCUUAACUUGGUGCAAUCCCUGCUGCUUCAGGAGAACAAUUCAGAUUGCAGCAUUGUGGUUUCCUCGGCUCAUGUGCGAGAAGCAGCUGUAGGGUGUCAUCUAGAGUUUGCUGGGGACAGGACGUCCGGUGGCAGCACUGUUGUAGCCGAA
This is a messenger RNA of Musa acuminata AAA Group (dessert banana), 822 nucleotides long. RefSeq lists its product as uncharacterized. The coding region runs from base 141 to 677 and encodes 178 amino acids. NCBI's taxonomy places the organism in Eukaryota, Viridiplantae, Streptophyta, Magnoliopsida, Zingiberales, Musaceae. The transcript has 6 exons. Gene Ontology annotation, molecular function: adenyl-nucleotide exchange factor activity. The record is from RefSeq and is a predicted model, not a curated record. Gene Ontology annotation, cellular component: endoplasmic reticulum.